Sarcophilus harrisii (Tasmanian devil) is the source of this 1082-nucleotide messenger RNA. RefSeq names its product caseinolytic mitochondrial matrix peptidase proteolytic subunit (gene CLPP). The transcript has 7 exons. Gene Ontology annotation, cellular component: endopeptidase Clp complex. Lineage: Eukaryota; Metazoa; Chordata; Mammalia; Dasyuromorphia; Dasyuridae. Gene Ontology annotation, molecular function: ATPase binding; ATP-dependent peptidase activity; serine-type endopeptidase activity. The record is from RefSeq and is a predicted model, not a curated record. Gene Ontology annotation, biological process: protein quality control for misfolded or incompletely synthesized proteins. The coding region runs from base 81 to 821 and encodes 246 amino acids.
GCCAAGGGUAAGAUCGCUUCCGGGUAGCAGGCGGCGUGCUGAGCUCGCGUCACCAGCUCUUUUGACUCGGCGGCUUGGGAAUGUGGCCCCGGAUAGCGAGGCCUCUCCGGGUGCGCCCUUGGGCGGGCCUGGCCUUUCGUAGCCUGCAUGGGACCCCGACCUGGGCGCGGCCCCUCAUCCCCAUCGUUGUGGAGCAGACGGGCCGGGGAGAAAGGGCCUAUGACAUUUACUCCCGACUACUCCGAGAACGGAUCAUCUGUGUUAUGGGACCUAUUGAUGACAGUUUGGCCAGUUUAGUCAUCGCCCAGCUGCUUUUCCUUCAGUCAGAAAGUAACAAGAAACCCAUCCACAUGUACAUCAAUAGUCCUGGGGGCAUUGUGACUUCGGGCCUGGCCAUCUAUGACACUAUGCAGUACAUCUUGAAUCCCGUUAGCACGUGGUGCGUGGGCCAGGCAGCCAGCAUGGGCUCCCUGUUGCUUGCGGCUGGCUGUCCUGGCAUGCGCCACUCGCUGCCCAACUCUCGAAUCAUGAUCCACCAGCCAUCUGGAGGGGCCCGGGGUCAAGCCACAGACAUUGCCAUUCAGGCUGAGGAGAUCAUGAAGCUGAAGAAACAGCUCUAUGGAAUCUAUGCUAAACACACCAAGCAGCCUCUGGAUGUCAUUGAGGCUGCCAUGGAAAGGGACCGAUACAUGAGUCCUAUGGAAGCCCAGGAGUUUGGCAUCUUGGACAAAGUGUUGGUGCACCCCCCACAUGAUGGAGAGGAUGAACCAGAGCUGGUACAGAAGGAGUCUGCAGUAGUCCCUGCUCCAGCUGGGCCCUGAGCACAAAUGAGCCCAUUCCUUCCUGGGGACACUGAGGAGCAACACCCCCUUAACCCCCAAAAGACGAUGCCCCUUGUCUCCACUGGUUCUCCCCUGACCUUUGCACUGUGCUGCUCUGUCCCAGGACUCCUGGUUGUAGUUUUAGAUUUCAGGGGCUUCUGGGGUCCUGUCUGGGAGCAGUGUCUGAGCUGGCCUACUGCCCCAGAACUGACUCUCCAGGGAGCGUGGAUUUUAAAUUAAAACUUUGGUCACUUUUUGGUC